Bemisia tabaci is the source of this 961-nucleotide messenger RNA. Lineage: Eukaryota; Metazoa; Arthropoda; Insecta; Hemiptera; Aleyrodidae. The record is from RefSeq and is a predicted model, not a curated record.
GUGAACUAAGUGGCUCAUGUGAAGGUCCCUCUGGCUCAGUUGUUCCCAUUAGUAUUGAGAGGUUAACCUCUGACACAGUUCAGGCACUCUUGAUACCUCGUAACGCUGGGCCUCACACUCUGUCCCUAUACUAUGGAGAUUUUCCUCUUCCUGGUUCACCUUAUCAUGCGAAUGCAGAAGGAAGUGGUGGAGGAGUAAGGGUCAUUUUGACUGGCAAAGGUCUAACUGGUGCACUAUGUAAUUCAGUGGCAGAAUUCACCAUCGAUGGAUCGCAAGCUGGACCUGGGUCUGCGCUUGUCUCAUAAGAAACCACACAGAAAUGCGCCUCAGCCUGGGCCUCUCUGUCUGCGGUCUCCUCAAAGGGAAGCCCUCUCCUUUAUGGCCACGCUCAAGAGGGAGAUACAUUUCAGCCUGGCACCUCGACCUACAAGUCCGAAACCGUAGAGAUCCAAAGCCAGAGAAUUCUAGGUCCAAAGCCAGAGAAUUCUGCGAUAAAGAGUCAGGCCCCAAUACCGUAACCGCUAACUCUGGCAAGAAUCUUAAAGUAUUCCAGAAGUAACCUUGACGGGAAUGAAAACCGACCUAAAGGUGGAUUUACAGAAUACCGGAGAUAACAUCUACAAAGCAACCUACUGUCCAACAGUGCCAGGCGCGUAUUUGCUCAAUGUCAUGUGGUCGGAUCGACAAGUUAAAGGCUGUCCCUUGAAAGUAACGGUCUCAGCAGUUUGUGAUGCAGCUAAAGUUCUAUGCUCAGGUGAAGGGCUUGGUAUCGGCACUGUUGGAAAAGACAUUCGCAGUUUUAUUGAUACAAGGCGAGCUGGUCCAGGAGAAUUAAGUGCACAUUGUGUUGGUCCUCACAAAGUUGCUUAUUGUGAACUCUAUGAUCAUGGUGAUGGAACUUUUACAUUGAAUGUCAAACCGCAAGAAGCUGGAAAACAUACUCUUACAGUCAAAUAUGGAG